Plasmodium reichenowi is the source of this 273-nucleotide messenger RNA. RefSeq lists its product as hypothetical. The coding region runs from base 1 to 273 and encodes 90 amino acids. Lineage: Eukaryota; Apicomplexa; Aconoidasida; Haemosporida; Plasmodiidae. The transcript has 3 exons. The record is from RefSeq and is a predicted model, not a curated record.
AUGAAUAUGUUUACGGCUCGUAAAGAUUUUAAUGAUUACAAAAUAUGUAUGCAAUCACAUUUGAAUAAAGAUAUAGCUAAGGAAAAGUGUGAGCUUAAAUUGUACAAGGCCAUAAAUUCAACAUCCCACAUAAUAUCAAGGGAAUGUCUUCCUUAUACAGAAGACCUACAAAAAUGUUUUAAGCAUUCAUUUCGUUUAAGUUUUUGUGAUAAAGAAAUUAUGGACAAAUUGAAGACGUGUCAAUCAGACGUAUACAAUUUAAUAACUUCAUAA